UAGUUCAAACUGUUUGUAGUUCAGCGAUCUCACAAUGCAAGACUGACUGUAGAUCUUCCUGAAGAGUAUGCGUGUUGUUUAGGGUGCAGCGGAAACCAUGUUAGCGCCAUACUCCUUGUAUGUAUCUCGCACAGUCGUUCAAGUGUAUUAAGGAGAAAAGACACUAAUCUGUUUGGGGGUAUGCUUUAGGUGUAGGUAAUCGCCUUAGCUAAGCUUGAGGAAUGCAAUUUUUAUCUCCCUCCAAUUGCUUAGGUAUGUAACUGAAAGCGAUACAACCCAUUCUCACUAGAUGACAAUAACAUCCAGUCCCCAUUGCAGGAGUGCUGGUAUGCCAUCUAAUCAAGGUGAUUUAUAUGCUGAGAACGAUAUUUCAUCGCCCAGUGAUUUUCCGUGGUAAUACAGGAGGCUACUCUGGUCAGUUGAGAUAUGGCGCUGUGGUGGCUCCGAGAAAGUGGGCCACUCAGUAGCAGUACCUUGGCUGUCUCUGAAAGGUUAUCCGUGUAGGAAUUAUCCUCUCGUCUGAGGCUAGCUGGGUUGUAAAAUGAACUUCUCGUUAGAAUUUUAUUUAGGUGAGAUGCAGAGGAAGUGGAACUCUUCUAUGCCUCUCUUGACGCCUUCUAAUAUCCUUACAUAGCCUUAGUUUUCUGCUUUUUGACCGCCCUGCACCACCACCAGGAGUAGUUAUAACUUAUAGGGCGCAUUUUGGCAGUCCUCGGAGGACAUGCCUGUUCAAGUGAGUUAGGUAAGAUCAUACUAUGUCCUGUAAGUCGCAGGGCCCGAGAACCGUCCCCUAAAAGGUUUUUCUCCAAAGAGAUGUUUGUAAAGAUAAAGGGUUGUACCUAUAAUCGUUUCUUAUGUGCGGGUUUCAUUCCUUUUUAUGUAAUCCAGUGAUUCAUUGUCAUUUGUAUGUUGUUUGAUGCUAGUAGGUAUAUAAUGGAAUGUUUAUUUUAAGUUGCUUAAACCACUCCGCAUUGUUGAAUGGGCCUUUCCUUCUCUCUUCUAACAAAGCCACGGCAAUUAACUGCUAAUAAGAUGGAAACUGUCAAACCAUUGUUUUUGCGUGGUUGGUUACCUAAUAAAAGGUUCCUCGUACCUACCAUAUGUCAAUGAUAUGUGUUGUAUGAAGGGUAGGUAAUCUGUAAGGUUGCGUCCUCUUUCCACCCUCGUUCCUUUGGAUCCAGAGGGUUCUCCACCCACAACGGAAUCUGGUGGUAAGUCUUUAGCAUGUUGCCUGACUGCACCUUUAAGUGGGGGAGAAAGAAGCGAUGUCUGGGUUCAUUUUCCUGACUGAGCGUUGAAACCAGGCGCGUCGGAAGGGGUUUGUUGACGUCAUGGUGGGGAAACUGGGGUCUGCUUAUGCAUCCAAAUGAUUAAUGCUAGGAAAAAAGGUUCUACGUCUUUUGUAGGAAAUUUAUUUUGUAAAUACAAAUGAUUACCUAUGAAAAAGUUUAUAGUUUUUGAGACAGCUGGGCUACUUGGUGUGAUUGUCAAAAUAGGCUUUUGCGCCUCCAGUAAACUACUUCAAGCAUUUCUAAACUGAGACAAUCAAUAGUUGAGUAUGUAUCCAAGCAACGGUACAAUACAAUUCUUUUUCAGCGUGUCAAUUGUCAUACGUUUUUGACACAUGCCCUUUGUUUGUAAAAGUAAAAUUGUGAACACCAUCCGCUCAAAUUUUUCGUAUAUACAAUUCAUAGCAAUUAUGUAGUUACUCGUGACUUCUGAGAAUGCCGAGGAAAGCUUUACGAGUACAAAUAGAAUUAGAUAUUCAAGCUGUAGGUCACAUGUCCUGGUGUAUGGUUGUGUCCAAAUGGAAAAGUGUCCUUACAAAUUUACAUGCUUGACUCGUGCAUUCAGACCACUGCUUUACCUCCAGUGUUUCCCCUUUUGUAUCACGAACAGUUUAUAUUCUACAAAACGUUCCAUACAGCACAUACAUUGGUAGAAUUGCAGAGAGUAAUCGACAAAGACUUCCUUUAUGCUGAAUUGCUGCAAUGGCAAAAGGGCAAUACGGGUAAUGUAAUUGCUUCUUUCCAAACGUCACUCCAUGAAGUUUUAUAUCCUUCCUCCACGGAAGGUACUUUAUCUGGAGUUGAUGUGGACUUACUAAUGGAACCGUCAAAAAUUUUCCCAGGGAUAAUCGCGCCCAAGAUUGAAAUAAGCACUCGAGCUACGGUUGAGCAAAUUGUAUGCUCGAACGACCGCGCCAAAUCGAGCCAUUACGUUGUGAAUCCAAAAACCAUUCCUUCGAAUUACAUCCCGCGCGAUUUAAAACGCAACAAUAAACUACCUCGGCAGAAGAGGGUUUGUCAUUCUGUGGAAUAUCAUCGUUCCAGAAAGUGCGUCCCGAAUAGACCGCAGUUCGAAGCAAAACCGCCCUUUGUGUUUAAGAAGCCAGAAGAUGAACUUCUAUCCAGAAAACCGCAAGGUAUCAACGGUAAUUAUGCGACCAAAUUUUUUCAAGUGAAGAAAUUGGAGCUUUCCCCAAGGUCGAGAUCGAGAGAUGUUCCAUCAAGUAACCAAGAACAGAAGUGUUCGUGUGGAAGCAUUGAGGAAUGUCAUGUAUGUGCGAAAUACAGCAGCUAUUUCGACGGCGGAGCAAUGGUGAAUGAUCACUACACAACCGCAGAUGCAUUUGUUCGAAAGGUUUGUAGCGAUCCGGCCAGUGGAAGUACCGAUAAUGCAAUUCGUUGCAAACGUUCGCCUAAUACCCCAGAACAGUACGGAACUCCUCCUCUCUGCAGCAACAAAUAUUGCGUUCGUUGCACGCUAAAACGAAGGCCAAGCGUUGCGAAACAAAUACACGACAGGCUCGUGAGGACUUUAGAUUUUUGUUCGCCGGUGAACAAUUGCGAUGAAGAACGAGAUCCGGCUUCAUGUACUAUCACCGCGUGUUGCAGUCCCAAAUCUAGAAAUUGUGAUCAAGGGUUUUACGAAAAUUAUGAACUAUAUCGGUGUUGAUUGAAUUUUUACAUGGUUUAUACACUAUACUUCUUCUAUUAUAGUACCAUAUAAUAAUAAUGCUAUUGCUUACAGGGGCGCUUUAAAUAAAUAUUGAUAUGUAUAUAAUGUGCAAAUUGAGAUAAACAAAUCCAAAAAUGAUGUUUUCAAUUUCUCAAAUAGAUGACUAUAUCUACCGUGUGUCCCAGAUUGAACACACCGAUAAGCAAACCUCACGAAGGAUCCACAAAGACUUUGGUAUGGAUUUGAAGUUAGCGGUCAACGUACGUUAUUGCGCUGGCCUGAUACUAGAAAGAUUGAAGUAGCACGUUGAGCGCUAAUGUCAAAGGUCUGCGCGAAAAAAUACAUUGCAGUCUCCCUAUCGUGCGUUUUAUCUGGGACACACUGUAUUUACGCCAGAAAACAAAUAUGCAAAAUUGAGGCCAAAACAAUAAAUAAUAAACAUUCAUCAAGAUAUAUGGCCACAAAACUUUUCAACCAUCUUCCACCACAUAUCCGCAACUGCGCCUCCUCGAGGGAGUUCAAGAAAAUGGCCCAUAACCUGUUCGUCGAUCACCCCUACCACAGUACUGGAGAGUAUUUGGUUCAAAAGCUGUGAUAACCUUAUUUUUAAUGUUUGUUUGUUACUGUUACUGUACUGAUCUGUCUUCAUGUCUUUUUACACUUAUUUGUACGAUCACUAAUUGA
Messenger RNA from Photinus pyralis (common eastern firefly), 3645 nucleotides. Its product is annotated as spermatogenesis associated 6-like protein. Lineage: Eukaryota; Metazoa; Arthropoda; Insecta; Coleoptera; Lampyridae. The transcript has 7 exons. Gene Ontology annotation, biological process: spermatogenesis. Gene Ontology annotation, molecular function: myosin light chain binding. The record is from RefSeq and is a predicted model, not a curated record. Bases 1834 to 2958 code for a protein of 374 amino acids.